AAAGAAAAACGUAACCUGUCAAGAGUACUAUUUUGACAAAGGAACACCUAAUGUGUUGAGGACUAAGCCAUAGAUAAUUGUUAUUUUGACGAAGGGAAAGUUGUAAUUAAUAAUUUUCCUUUUCUUGAGAAUAAUUGCAUAUAUAAAAAGAUAGAAGAAACAUAAAAAAGGCAAAAAAGAAUUAAAUACGAUUUAUAAGCAGAUACAGUACUGGGAUUUUAAUUUGAGACUUUGAAAACAAAAGCGCGUAGAGGUUGUAAGAGGGUAGACGUAAGAUGUUAUAAUAUAAUCAAAUCUCUCGUCGCAGACCUUCAGAUCUUGCUGUUCCAGUUUCCAUUUCCAAAUCCAAUCCUCGAUCUUAAUCUCUAGGGUUCAAGUUCAAUCUCUCACAGAUCAAUGGCGGUUAAGCCAAGGCACGCGCGCCUUCAGACUCGCAAAACAUCGUCUUCUUCCUCCACGCUGGUCCUCACUUUGCUCGUCAUGUUCACUUUCGUGAUCCUCAUUCUUCUCGCCCUGGGAAUACUCUCGGUCCCGAGCGGCUCCUCCGGCAACUCGGCCAAGGCAAACGAUCUCAGCUCGAUUGUACGGAAGAGUGCCGACAGAAAUGAAGAAGAAGGGGCAGGGGAGCAGUGGGUCGAAGUCAUCUCAUGGGAGCCGAGAGCAUUUAUCUAUCACAAUUUCUUGACCAAGGAGGAAUGUGAAUAUCUAAUCGAUCUUGCCAAACCUAGUAUGCACAAGUCAACAGUAGUUGAUAGUGAAACUGGAAAGAGCAAAGAUAGCAGGGUCCGUACAAGCUCUGGAACAUUUUUGCAAAGAGGGCGCGAUAAAAUUAUCAGGAACAUUGAGAAGAGAAUUGCUAAUUUCACCUUUUUACCUGUAGAACACGGGGAGGGACUUCAAGUUCUCCACUAUGAAGUUGGACAGAAGUAUGAGCCUCACUAUGACUACUUUCAAGAUGAGUUCAACACUAGGAACGGAGGUCAACGUAUAGCUACGGUUCUCAUGUACCUCUCAGAUGUUGAAGAAGGGGGUGAGACUGUGUUCCCUGCUGCCGAAGGGAAUAUUAGUUCUGUGCCUUGGUGGGAUGAGCUAUCUGAAUGUGGGAAAAAGGGACUUUCUGUUAAACCCAAGAUGGGGGACGCGUUGCUUUUCUGGAGCAUGAGGCCUGAUGCAUCUCUGGAUCCUUCAAGUUUGCAUGGCGGAUGCCCUGUGAUUAAGGGAAAUAAAUGGUCAUCUACUAAAUGGGUGCGUGUCAACGAGUACAAAAUUUAAACUAUUACACCAAAGGCUAUAUGAGUUCUUAUGUUGUAGUACUUGUCAACAUCUCAAGCCAGAGCUUCAGUACUUGUGCUUCAAGUCUCAUUUGUAACCUAAUACACCGAUCGGCGCCUGCAUGCCACUUAGGUUUUGAUGUACUACAGCUGCUCUUCUACUAAAUCAAUUUUUGUUUCUUAGCUAUAUAUUCUUGUUAUUACAACCCCUGAUAAAAUAAAACAUCUAUGUUCUUUUUUUAUUUAUGGGAAUUCCAACUCUCAGAAGGUUUAGGACAUUGAGUUGUUGAAAAGAAACAGUGAAAAGAAAUGAGCUUGUUCAUUCACA
Molecule: messenger RNA, 1599 nt
Organism: Prunus mume (Japanese apricot)
Lineage: Eukaryota; Viridiplantae; Streptophyta; Magnoliopsida; Rosales; Rosaceae
Product: putative prolyl 4-hydroxylase 10
Biological process (GO): peptidyl-proline hydroxylation to 4-hydroxy-L-proline
Cellular component (GO): endoplasmic reticulum
Molecular function (GO): L-ascorbic acid binding; iron ion binding; procollagen-proline 4-dioxygenase activity
Source: RefSeq, a predicted model, not a curated record